This is a messenger RNA of Plasmodium gonderi, 308 nucleotides long. RefSeq lists its product as hypothetical. The record is from RefSeq and is a predicted model, not a curated record. The transcript has a single exon. NCBI's taxonomy places the organism in Eukaryota, Apicomplexa, Aconoidasida, Haemosporida, Plasmodiidae. The annotation marks the transcript as partial.
AUGAGCGACCACAUGGACAUUUGUACCAAGGACGGUUAUAUGGUGAAAACAUACAACAACAUACGUUUCUAGGGGAGGGAAUGCACCAAAAUAAUCAUCGACAACCAUUUAUAUAUGAACAUGCAGAAGAACCAAGAAGAAAAAAAAAAAAAAAAAAGGGAUCUACAGGUAUAGUACCUAAAAUGGAAGAAACUAACGAUGAAAAAAAUAAAUCAAAACCUAAGAAAAAACAAAAAAAAACAAAAGAUGGUCAAACUAAACGUAAAAAUCCUAACCAAGACAUACAUCAUGUAGGAUAUAAUCCAUGA